ACGACCCCUCAAUACAACACUGCAGUCAAUGCAUUGCAUGUCAACAAUGAGUUCAUAAGAUAUUUACCACCACUUCAGCCAUGAUUUCACGGAUCAGUUGAUCACUACAGACACCAACAAUGUCACAAAUGGGAAAAAUGAAAGCCUUUUCUCUGACCACUUCCUCGUCAGUGAAGAAAGUGUUGGGAAAGAAAGAUAUCGAGAAACAGAAGAAGAUCGCCGAAGAAGAGGCGGCCGCUAAGGCCUACCAGGAGUUCGUCGAAGACUUCUCGGACGCACCCAAACAGACAAAGCUCUUCGUCAGAGGGAAUGUCAUUAACGCCGCCUCUGGAGAGGAACUGUCGUCCCAUUCCUCCGGAAAACUCUAUAAACCGAAUAAAUUGCAUGAAUUGGAGGCCAAGAAGUCGAUGGAGUCGUCGUCGAAGAGCUCCUCCGCAUCGGAACCGCUGUUUCGCAGCGAAAAGCCGGCGAAGAAGAGGUCGGAGACGAAGAAAAAGAGUAAUUUAGAGCUCUUUAAAGAAGAGCUGAAACUGAUUCAAGAGGAACGGGAGGAAAGGCAUCGCCUCAAGACUCAGAUGAAGGAGACGGGUGUGAAAGUGCCGGUCAGUAGCAGUAGUAGUGCUAAACAGGCCGUCGAAGUGGACGCCGGCAUCAAACUCGCUGACGAGUACCGGAUCCCGGCGCUGGGGUCGUUCGACACGGGCGACCCAAACACGACAAACAUAUACUUAGGUAAUCUGAACCCUAAGAUGACUGAACCGCAGUUGUGUCAGAUAUUCGGCAAAUACGGACCGUUAGCCUCAGUGAAGAUAAUGUGGCCGCGAAGUGAUGAGGAGAGGUCGAGGAACAGGAACUGCGGUUUCGUGGCCUACAUGAACCGCAAGGACGGGGAACGGGCUCUCAAAGCACUCAACGGCAAAGACAUCAUGGAAUACGAGAUGAAACUGGGUUGGGGUAAGGCUGUGCCCAUACCCCCGCACCCCAUAUACAUACCGCCGGCGCUCAUGGAGCUAACAAUGCCUCCGCCGCAAAGUGGACUGCCGUUCAACGCACAGCCCGACGCCAACGAUCCCUUGUGUCAGAUAUUCGGCAAAUACGGACCGUUAGCCUCAGUCAAGAUAAUGUGGCCGCGAAGUGAUGAGGAGAGGUCGAGGAACAGGAACUGUGGUUUCGUGGCCUACAUGAACCGCAAGGACGGGGAACGGGCUCUCAAAGCACUCAACGGCAAAGACAUCAUGGAGUACGAGAUGAAACUGGGUUGGGGUAAGGCUGUGCCCAUACCCCCGCACCCCAUAUACAUACCGCCGGCGCUCAUGGAGCUAACAAUGCCUCCGCCGCAAAGAGAACUUCUCAUAUACAUACCGCCGGCGCUCAUGGAGCUAACAAUGCCUCCGCCGCAAAGUGGACUCCCGUUCAACGCACAGCCCGACGCCAACGAUCCCGUUCCCCGCGACCAGUGGAACGAUAAGGAGAACUUCGAGCGAGUGCUCCAGUCGGCGGUCGUCAAGGUGGUCGUGCCCACCGAUCGUACACUCCUGUGUCUUAUACAUCGAAUGGUGGAGUUUGUGGUCAGGGAGGGCCCCAUGUUUGAGGCCAUGAUUAUGAACCGGGAGAUCAAUAACCCGACGUUCCGUUUCCUGUUCGACAACCAGAGUCCGGCGCACGUCUACUACCGGUGGCGACUGUUUUCCGUACUUCAGGGCGAACACCCGUCCAAAUGGCGUACAGAGGAGUUCCGUAUGUUUGAAGGCGGCUCCAUAUGGCGACCGCCGCCUCUGAACCCAUUCCUACGGGGAAUGCCCGAAGAGUUGGUGGAGGCGUCGCCGCCCCCGUCGCCCGAGAGGGCCGACCGCCAGAAGCGUAAACCCGAGCGCCGCGAGACUCGGGAGUCCAAGAAAGGGAUGUUAAGUGAGACCCAAAGGGACCGAUUGGAGGAUAUGCUGAGGAAUCUGACGCCACAGCGAAGUAAGAUCUUGGAGGCGAUGGUCUACUCUAUCGAUCACUCGGAGAGCGCCGAAGAGAUCGUCGACUGUAUCGCCGAGUCGUUGGCUAUUCUCGAGACACCGCUCUAUAAGAAGAUCGCAAGACUUUACUUGAUUUCAGACAUUCUGCACAACUGUUCCGUCAAAGUGACGAACGUUAGCUUCUUUAGGAAAGGCUUUCAGUCCAGACUUGUGGACAUCUUUCACGACAUACACCACACCUAUAAUGACAUCGAGGGUCGGCUCAAAGCCGAACAGUUUAAACAACGGGUGAUGUUGUGCUUCAGGGCGUGGGAGGAACAGGCGAUCUAUUCGCCCGACUUUCUCAUUAAACUGCAGAAUAUAUUCCUGGGUUUAGUGCAGAGGGAGUCGGAAGUGGAGCGUAAGAGCGAGACCGAGGAUGACGUCGAUGGUGUGCCUAUAGGUGAGGGAGAUAUUGAUGGCGUGCCUCUCGAUCUCGAUGGCGAGCCGAUGCCGAGUGUGGACAGCGGGUCGUUGCCUAAGUUCAAGCCGUCGAAGUGGGAGACAGUGGACCCGGACUUAGUGGAGGCGCAGGCGAUGACUACGUCUAAGUGGGAGACUCUGGAACAGACCGCUGAUGAUGAGGACAUCGAUGGCAAACCUUUCGACCCGUCGCCCAAUAGUUGCGAAGACAGUCGCGGAUCCAUGUUUUUGGACGCUUUAAAGCAGGAGCUCUCGAGCAGCCAUUCCUCAAAGCGGGCGAAGUUAAGGGAAAUUGAGGUCAAAGUACUCCGAUAUCAGGACGAACUCGAGUCCGGCAAACGGAGCCGUAAGUCCGGCCAUACUGUCCCCCAAAUGGUUGAGGAGUACAGACGGAAACUCUUGAAGAGAGCUGACGAUAGUAACGAUGACUUCGAGGCUGACCGCAGAAGUGGUGGUCACUCGCCUAAGAGUAAGAGGCGGAGUAGAUCUCGAAGCAGAUCCCGUUCCCCUCGAAGGGGUAGUCGAGAUCAUAGCCAUGAUAGCGGUCACAGUCAUCAUAGGCAUAGAUCCCGGAGCCCUUCUCGUAAGAAGAGGUCUCCCUCACCGCAUAAGCGCCGGAAAUAAGAGG
Molecule: messenger RNA, 3054 nt
Organism: Oppiella nova
Lineage: Eukaryota; Metazoa; Arthropoda; Arachnida; Sarcoptiformes; Oppiidae
Source: the annotation of a GenBank genome assembly